Molecule: messenger RNA, 287 nt
Organism: Candidula unifasciata
Lineage: Eukaryota; Metazoa; Mollusca; Gastropoda; Stylommatophora; Geomitridae
Source: the annotation of a GenBank genome assembly
UCUUGUAUGGACACUCUGGAUUCUGCCAUCAACACAUUUGUGAUAGACCAAGACCGGCUCCAGCCACGAAUUUACACAAGUUCAAGCUGCACACUUACAGCAGUCCCACAUUCUGCGACCACUGUGGGUCACUGCUGUACGGUCUACUACACCAGGGACUCAAAUGCGAUUCCUGUGAUAUGAACGUUCACAGGAGAUGUGAGAAGAACGUGCCGUUGUUGUGUGGGGUAGACCACACAGAGCGAAGAGGCCGAAUCCACCUCAAGGCUGUAGUCAAGGGUACCAAA